Messenger RNA from Catharus ustulatus (Swainson's thrush), 1257 nucleotides. Its product is annotated as zinc finger protein 696-like. NCBI's taxonomy places the organism in Eukaryota, Metazoa, Chordata, Aves, Passeriformes, Turdidae. Gene Ontology annotation, molecular function: RNA polymerase II cis-regulatory region sequence-specific DNA binding; DNA-binding transcription factor activity. The annotation marks the transcript as partial. Gene Ontology annotation, biological process: regulation of transcription by RNA polymerase II. The record is from RefSeq and is a predicted model, not a curated record. The transcript is spliced from 2 exons.
AGGAGGAGGAAGGGGACGGUGGCGCUGAGGGGGGGAGGGGCGGCCGAGCGCCCCAACAUCUGCGUGGAGUGCGGGAGGGGCUUCGCCAGAGCCGGGGCGCUCGCCCAGCACCGCGCGGGACACGGGCGAGCGGCCCCGCGCCGAGGUGGCCACGGACAGGGGCGGGGAGGUGGCCACGGGGACAGCCAGGACAGCGGGGGCCACGGAGGUGACAGCAGCGGUGGCCACAGUGACGAGGACAACAGCGGCCAGAGAGGCGAGUACGGAGGUGGCCACAGGGGCGAGGACAGCAGUGGCCACAGAGGUGACAACAGCGAUGGCCACGGGCAGCAGCAGCGCAGAGGUGGCCAAAGAAGCGAGCACAGCGGUGGCCAAAGUGGCGAGCACAGCGGUGGCCAGCCCGACCGCCCUGGUGGCCAGCAGGAUGCCUUUGGUGGCCACCAAGAUGUUGCCGGUGGCCAGCAGCAGCAGCACGCCUUCGGUGGCCGGCAGGACGGCUCCAAUGGCCAACAGGAUGGUUCUGGUGGCCAGCAGCGGCAGCUCGUUGUCGGUGGCCAGCAGGAUGGUUCUGGUGGCCAACAGGAUGGUUCCAGUGGCCAGCAACAGGACCACACCUUCAGUGGCCACCAAGAUGUCGCUGGUGGCCAGCAGAAUGGCUCCAGUGGCCAGCAGGAUGUCACCGGUGGCCCGCUCGCCCCCUCGCUCGCCCGGCCGUGCCCCGGCCUCACCCCCCACCCCCAGCUCCCCCUCCGAGCCCCCGACCCCGCUCCGGUGGCCAAAGGCCGGACCAGCUCCCGGCGCCCGCCCCGGUGCUCGGACUGCGGCCAAAGCUUCGCUCGCCCUCCCGCAGAACCGCCGGCCCCGAUCGCCAAACCCCGGCGGCACCGAGCCAGCACCGGCACCGCGGUGGCCACGGUGCCCAACACGUGCGGCGAGUGCUGGCAGAGCUUCGGGCAGAGCUCGGACCUGGCCAAGCACCUGCGCAUCCACACGGGCGAGAAGCCGUACGCGUGCGGCCACUGCGGCAAGCGCUUCAACGUCAGCUCCAACCUGAGCCGCCACCGGCGCAUCCACACGGGCGAGCGGCCCUACGGCUGCGGCCACUGCGGCAAGCGCUUCACCGACAAGUCCACGCUGAGCCAGCACCGGCGCACGCACAGCGGGGAGCGCCCCUUCGCCUGCGCGCUCUGCGGGAAGCGCUUCGGCCGCUCCUCGCACCACCGGCGGCACCAGCGCACGCACGGCGGGGACAGCGCG